Molecule: messenger RNA, 937 nt
Organism: Solanum dulcamara
Lineage: Eukaryota; Viridiplantae; Streptophyta; Magnoliopsida; Solanales; Solanaceae
Exons: 3
Coding region: 330-548 (72 amino acids)
Source: RefSeq, a predicted model, not a curated record
UUUAAAGUCAUAUACAAAUAAUAUGUUAUGUAUUACUUAGAUCAUUAAUUUACCUUUAGCUUUUUCCUAAAUUCUUAAACUAUAUUGGAAAAAAAAAUUAUUUUGAGGAAUAAAAUUGAACAAAUAGUUUAAGAAAAGAAAAAACUAGGGGAACAGAUUGUGGUCCAUUUAGCAAACAACACCAAAAUCAUCAAGCGGGUCGGGUACAGCCAAUAGAGAAGAGACCACCGGAGCAGAAAAACUUCAGUUUGCCGGCGAUCGUCAGUCGGAGGACCGCACAGAUUCUUCCUGUCGUUAGAUACUUUGAACAUCCUAUUUUAUCUCACUUGAUGUCUCGGAAGCGCAAUGUCAUUGUUGCCACAGGCUUGCUAGUGUUUGCAUCUGCUGGCUUAUCCUUUCCGUUUUACAUGGCGUCAAGAUCAUCAAGGGCAACUCCAGUCAUCGAUUCAUCAAAGCCAUUGCCACCCCAGGCGACCUUUCGUGGCCCUUACAUCAACACAGGAUCGCGUGAUAUUGGACCUGAUCAUCAAACAUACCCUAAGAAAUAACUUGUUGGUUAGAAAUUAGUUUGCCAGUUAUUGAAGUCACUUUAGAUUUCCCCUUUCUAUUUAAUGAAAAGAGAUAAUAAUGAGAGUUUGUUGAAACUGCGUUACCCUCAGGAGAAAUUAGCAUGUUUGAGAGUGAUCAAGGAGUGCCCUAGCUGGCCUGGAUACCAUUGUUAUUGAAACUGUGUUAAAUGUUUGGGAGCGUUCUAUCUGGCUUGGACACUACUGUUAUAAGAAAAUGGCAUGUUCUUUCAGACAUAUAGCUGUGAUGUUGUUUUAUCAGUGAAUUUUUUGUUCAGAAACAACUAUAUGUAAUAUGCUGCAUGGCGGCGGAAUUAACAUUUUUACUAAGAGGUAUGGAAAUGAGGGUAAAAAGAAAGGAAAAAUUGAUU